CGCCUCGAAGCACGGCUAACCCCGGCACUCAUCUUGAGUGCCCAGCUGGCUUUUAGGGCGUGAACCCGUCGACUUUUGGGGACUUUGGGUCACCAUAAGUACCUGCCCGAUUGUCAUCACAACCCGAUCGCCGAACAGACAUCUGUGGCAGUCCAGUUUCCCAUCGAAGUACUUCAAUCUAAUAAACCUCCAAAUGCCCAACAUCGUCGUCCUCGGAGCCGGUGUCAGCGGCCUCACAUGCGCCCUGCUGCUGUCAAAGCAAAAGGGCAAUGCUGUGACGGUGGUUGCAAAGCACAUGCCCGGCGACUAUGACAUCGAGUAUACCUCGCCCUGGGCCGGCGCCAACGUGCUUCCCAUGGCUCUCGACCAUGAUAGCCGCUGGGAACGGCGAACCUGGCCCGAACUGCGCCGUCUAGCCGCCGAGGUCCCCGAAGCAGGUUUACAUGUCCAAACCGCCCGCGUCCUCCGCCGGCAAGCCGACGUCGCCGCAGACCUCGUCAAGGCCGCCCUCGGCGACGGCGGCCUCUUCGACCUCUCGCCAUGGUACAGAGAAGUAAUGGGCCGCUUCCGCGACAUCCCGCCCUCGGAACUGCCCCCGGGCAUGCACUCGGGCUGCGAGUUCACCUCGGUCUGCAUCAACACUGCCAUCUACCUGCCCUGGCUGGUCGGCCAGUGCGCCAAGCACGGGGUGCGCUUCCGGCGCGCCGUGCUCAAGCACGUCUCGGAAGCCGCCGGGAUGAGCCACACCGGCCAAAAGGCGGAUAUCGUUGUCAAUGCUUCCGGGCUGCUGGCGUGUAAGCUGGGCGGGGUCAUGGAUAGCAGGGUGUAUCCCGCCCGGGGGCAGAUCGUGCUGGUGAGGAACGAGGCCGACGGGAUCAUGCCGACGACGAGCGGGUGCGACGACGGGUUUGAUGAGCUUGUGUAUGUGAUGCAGCGGGCGCUGGGCGGUGGGACGGUACUGGGGGGAACGUACCAGAGGGGGAACUGGGAUCCGAAUCCGGAUCCGAACAUCGCGAUGCGGAUUAUGAAGAGGGCGGUCGAGACACACCCGGAGUUGACGGGCGGGAAGGGAGUGGAGGGGCUGGAUAUCAUCAGACAUGGGGUUGGGCUGCGGCCGGCGAGGGAAGGGGGCGUCAGGAUCGAGAAGGAGAUGAUUGAUGGGACGUGGGUGGUCCAUAACUAUGGGCAUGCCGGCUGGGGAUAUCAGGGGAGCUAUGGCUGCGCUGAGAGAGUGGUUGAGCUGGUGGACGAGAUCGUGGGGAAAACGAAACGGGCAUCAAAGCUGUAGUUUCUCCGAGAACUGAAGCAGACAACUUACAGCUAUUUAGCUGGGGGACUGGGAUAUGAGAGAUGGUUUAAAGCACGGAUUAACUGGCUGGUGACUUGGAGCAUAAGACGGUGAGAUACGGGUGGAUGGGAGCUUGGCUUGUCGUUGGGAACAGUAAGCGUAUUCCUGAAGCAAGAUACUGUGGCUAAAGCACCUACCUAUUUAUCGAGAGAAGAUUCAGCAAGGUUAAAUGAAACCUAGGACAUCUCUCC
Molecule: messenger RNA, 1539 nt
Organism: Parathielavia appendiculata
Lineage: Eukaryota; Fungi; Ascomycota; Sordariomycetes; Sordariales; Chaetomiaceae
Product: D-amino acid oxidase-like protein
Exons: 4
Coding region: 194-1288 (364 amino acids)
Biological process (GO): D-amino acid catabolic process
Cellular component (GO): cytoplasm
Molecular function (GO): D-amino-acid oxidase activity; FAD binding
Source: RefSeq, a predicted model, not a curated record